Psammomys obesus (fat sand rat) is the source of this 1064-nucleotide messenger RNA. RefSeq names its product stromal cell derived factor 2 like 1 (gene Sdf2l1). The record is from RefSeq and is a predicted model, not a curated record. NCBI's taxonomy places the organism in Eukaryota, Metazoa, Chordata, Mammalia, Rodentia, Muridae. The transcript is spliced from 3 exons. Bases 50 to 709 code for a protein of 219 amino acids.
GACGGAAGCGCCGAGGUCCGGAGCGGCUGGAACCCGGCCGGCCGGCGCGAUGUGGGGCGCGAGCCGCGGCGGGGCAGCGGCGCUGCUUGGGCUGCUGUUGGUGCUCUCGGUGCGGAGCGGUGGCGCGUCCAAGGCCAGCGCCGGGCUCGUGACCUGCGGGUCGGUGCUGAAGCUGCUGAACACCUACCACAGAGUGAGGCUGCACUCGCACGACAUCAAAUACGGAUCCGGCAGCGGCCAACAGUCGGUAACCGGCGUGGAGGCGUCUGACGAUGCCAAUAGUUACUGGCGGAUUCGCGGCGGCUCCGAGGGCGGGUGCCCGCGCGGGCUCCCAGUGCGCUGUGGACAGGCGGUGCGGCUCACGCACGUGCUCACCGGCAAGAACCUGCACACGCACCACUUUCCGUCGCCGCUCUCCAACAACCAGGAGGUGAGUGCUUUUGGGGAAGAUGGUGAGGGUGACGACCUGGACCUGUGGACAGUACGAUGUUCUGGGCAACACUGGGAGCGUGAGGCCAGCGUCCGCUUCCAGCAUGUAGGCACCUCUGUGUUCCUGUCGGUCACUGGUGAACAGUACGGUAACCCCAUCCGUGGGCAGCAUGAGGUGAACGGCAUGUCUAGUGCCAAUGCCCACAACACAUGGAAGGCCAUGGAAGGUAUCUUCAUCAAGGCUGGAGCAGACCCCUCUACAGGCCAUGAUGAACUCUGAGAGCUGGAGGGGUGAAGGGAGGGUGGCGGGGUAGGGAAUCUGCAGGGCCACUCUUGUAUAAGACUUUGUAGGGGCCCUCAAGUGCCUUCAUGAUUAAAGAAUGUUUGAUUGUGAUUGUAUUUGCUGUAAGCCUGGGGAAGAUCUGAAGGUGUCAGCCAUGUCUGUCCAGCUUAUCAUCUUACCUGUUUCUAAGUACCUGUUCAAACUUUUUUUUUCCUUUUCUUUUUUCUUUUUAUGUAGCCCUGGCUGGCCUGGAAUUCACCUGCCUCUGCCUCCCGAGUGCUGGUAAUAAAGGUAUGCCCCACCACAACUGGCUCCAAAUGUUUAAUAAAAUAAUUUUUUAUUACUAGUGCGA